This is a messenger RNA of Aspergillus caelatus, 576 nucleotides long. RefSeq lists its product as uncharacterized. The transcript has 2 exons. Lineage: Eukaryota; Fungi; Ascomycota; Eurotiomycetes; Eurotiales; Aspergillaceae. Bases 1 to 576 code for a protein of 191 amino acids. The record is from RefSeq and is a predicted model, not a curated record.
AUGCCUCGCACAGAAACUAAGGACACGCGCACAUUCACCCGGCCAGGUGAAGUCACAUACAUUCUCCCAGAACCCUCCUCUUCAACUGUGACCAUCAUUCUCCCGCCCAAGAGUCCAUGGACAUCAGGCUCGCACUGGCACGAAACCCACACUGAGUACCUACGCAUCAUCCAAGGAGCAGCCAAAGUUACCAUUCAAAGCCGUACCUACACAUACCGUGCGUCUGAUGGAAUCAUUGCAAUCCCCAAGUUUGUCGUUCACGAGUGGAGUCGUGCUCUUGAUGAUGACUCCGAUUUCAACGAUGAAGAACUGGUCGUCCAGGAGUGGACCGAUCCCACGGAUGGAUUGAAGGAAGUCUUCUUUCGAAACUUGAAUAGUGUUAUUUUGGAGCACACUGGGAAGGGCUGGUUUGGAAGCGUGGUGUUUAUGCUUCAGUUGUGGACUAUUUUUCAUAGGUUGGAUAAUUGGCCUGUUAUUGUGGGUGGGCCGUUCUAUGUGCGAUGGAUGCUUACGCAUGUGGUCGUAGGGUUUGGGGCGUGGGUUGGGGCGUUCCGCACUGGACACUCGUCGAGAUAG